Messenger RNA from Salvelinus fontinalis (brook trout), 2747 nucleotides. RefSeq names its product gamma-aminobutyric acid receptor subunit alpha-2-like. Bases 572 to 2002 code for a protein of 476 amino acids. The record is from RefSeq and is a predicted model, not a curated record. Gene Ontology annotation, molecular function: inhibitory extracellular ligand-gated monoatomic ion channel activity; GABA-A receptor activity; GABA-gated chloride ion channel activity. The transcript has 11 exons. Lineage: Eukaryota; Metazoa; Chordata; Actinopteri; Salmoniformes; Salmonidae. Gene Ontology annotation, biological process: monoatomic ion transmembrane transport; gamma-aminobutyric acid signaling pathway; nervous system process. Gene Ontology annotation, cellular component: GABA-A receptor complex; neuron projection; postsynapse.
UCCAGCUCCUUCACUUAAUAAAACCAGUUCUAGUUUCUACACGCGUAGUGAUGCGCUUUUGGUUGCAGAGAAAGCAGCUUUUACAGAACGUUCAUCUAUUUCAUUUGAUAUCAAAUCUGGGAUUUAUUCUGGCGGUCAAUGCGUGGAAGCUAUAAAUAGGACCUAGUACAUCUGUCUUGCUCGUCUUCCUCAGACUUUCGAGACACACGGAGUUGGGCGCGCGUGUGCAUUGUUACAGGUUAUAGGCGGGAGCCAAAAACGAAUUUAUCAGGGAACCACGGCACUUGUAUACGGGUGGACAGUAUCUACAAUCGGUGUUUUGGAUUCCCAGGGUUUGAAAUAUUGUCAAACUCGUCCUUAUCAUCUUUACACCCACUCCGGAUGUAUUCCCACAUCUCUGUGGUGUAAUUUAGUUGAUGCCCAGCGCCUUUGGGCGCAACUUUACAUCUGGGUUGUCAGAAGAAAUUCAUAAGGAGAUCCCUCGCGCUAGUCAGGUAGCCUUGUUAUCAACCCGCCUUAUUGUUUUGCUGCGACUAAAGCGACAGUUUCCUUGAAGGUUUGGAUUUCAGCAAUGAGAGAGCGGUGGGAUUUAUCGUAUUAUCUAGCGGUGUUCUUCUCGUUGAUGGUACUGUGGCAGUCAAGAUCAAUAGUGCAAUCGUCUGCAUAUGCUUCAGAGGCCUUCAAAAACAACAUCACUCUGUUUACCCGGAUCUUGGACCGCCUUCUGGAUGGCUAUGACAACCGAUUACGACCUGGACUUGGAGAUCGGGUGACGGAGGUGAAGACUGAUAUUUAUGUCACAAGUUUCGGUCCAGUGUCAGACACAGACAUGGAGUACACUGUGGACGUGUUCUUCCGUCAGAGCUGGAUUGACGAGCGGCUGAAGUUCAACGGUCCCAUGAACAUCCUGCGGCUGAACAACCUGAUGGCCAGUAAGAUCUGGACGCCCGACACCUUUUUCCACAACGGGAAGAAAUCUGUAGCUCACAACAUGACCAUGCCCAACAAACUGCUCCGGAUCAUGGAGGAUGGAACACUGCUGUACACUAUGAGGUUAACGGUCCAGGCAGAAUGUCCCAUGCACCUCGAAGAUUUCCCCAUGGAUUCCCACUCCUGUCCACUGAAGUUUGGCAGCUAUGCCUACACAAUGGCCGAGGUGACGUACAUUUGGACCCGAAACGCAUCGGCGUCAGUGGAGGUAGCACUAGAUGGAUCCAGACUGAACCAGUAUCACCUUCAGGGACAAACUGUGGGGACAGAGACCAUUAAAUCAAGCACUGGUGAAUACACUGUCAUGACGGCCCACUUCCACCUGAAGAGGAAGAUUGGCUACUUUGUGAUCCAGACCUACCUGCCCUGCAUCAUGACCGUCAUCCUCUCCCAGGUCUCCUUCUGGCUCAACCGAGAGUCUGUACCCGCCAGAACUGUCUUUGGUGUGACCACUGUGCUCACUAUGACGACUCUCAGUAUCAGUGCCCGUAACUCUCUGCCGAAGGUGGCCUACGCCACAGCCAUGGAUUGGUUCAUUGCAGUGUGCUACGCCUUCGUGUUCUCUGCCCUCAUCGAGUUUGCUACCGUCAACUACUUCACCAAAAGAGGCUGGGCCUGGGAUGGCAAAAGUGUGGUCAAUGUCAAGCAGAAGAAGGAGGCGUCUACCAUGAAGAAGAACAACGCCUAUGCCGUUGCUGUGGCAAACUAUGCCCCGAACGUCACCAAGGACCAAAGUGGUCUGCCCACCAUCUCCAAGAGCGCCACCUCUGACCCCAACAAGGCCAAGCCAGAGGUCAAGCCAGAGCAGAACAAGAAGACCUUCAACAGCGUCAGCAAAAUUGACCUGUCGUGUCUUUGGACCAGGUACACACAAGUGAGUGUUGAUCCUGCAGGUCCCCACAGUACACUGCUAGACUCACCAGGAGUUCAGGGAUGGAUGAAGACUCACUGUUCUUAUCGUAGCUUUUGUAAUGACUCACAGGCUCUAAGACACUGUGACAAAGGGCAGUGAAUGGACACAAAGUGUAAGUGAAGCUUGCAGGAAUGUACUGUGUGCCAAUAUGUAAUAUCACCCUUAUCUAUCAUAGAUUAAUGUUUUGUAUUUACAGAUUAAUUUAAUAACUUUAUCAAGUCUGUGAUUUCCUGUUGUUUCCAAUUUUAUAAGCAAUGUAGCCUUCUUCUCUGAUGUAGAUCAAAGGACCCAAAUACAUCAUGUUAAAUGCUUUACAUUUGGUCAUAUCAAGUCCAUCAAGUAACACUUUAUUUUGUAAUUCAUAGUUUGUUAACAAUUAAGUUAAUUCAUGGGUUCUUUUUUUUUUGUAUAUUUCGUGUGAUUGAGGGCAUCAAGUUGUCCCUAUUGAUCACUCUUUUAACUCCAUAGGAUCACAUUUCUGUUUUAGCCAUGGGUGAGGGCACUAUGCCAUGGCAUUUCUGUUGUAAGUAAAUAUGUAGUUUAGUGGAAAUUGUUACUGUGUUGUACACAAAUUUGGUAUAUUUAAAGAUGUGGCACAAAAUAGACAAUAACAAAAUAUAUGUUUAUUGUUACACACCGGAUAGAUGCAGUGAAAUGUGUUGCUUUACAUGGUCAGCCAUAGUAGUACAACUUACUUUAUGAUGAUAAUUCACACUAUAAAAUCACAAUGUUAAGUGUUUUUACUAAUCCAUGAAUUUUGAACUUUUACUGGAUGUCUGGAAUUGUUGUUACUCUCAUGCUUUGUCAUGGUGAUAUUGUUGUUUAUAAAACUCUGAGCACACAA